This is a messenger RNA of Yarrowia lipolytica CLIB122, 2421 nucleotides long. RefSeq lists its product as uncharacterized. Gene Ontology annotation, molecular function: steryl-beta-glucosidase activity. Gene Ontology annotation, biological process: ergosteryl 3-beta-D-glucoside catabolic process. The record is from RefSeq and is a predicted model, not a curated record. Lineage: Eukaryota; Fungi; Ascomycota; Dipodascomycetes; Dipodascales.
AUGACUCGUGCUAAACAACUGGUCAUCGACUCGGAGGGUAUCCUGCGGGAUGAACGCCACCGUCAAAUCAACCUGCGAGGCAUUAACAUGGCAUCGGACGCAAAAAUGCCCUCAGAUCCUUAUCUUCCCACCCAUCAGAAGUCGUCCGAAGAUUUCUGGGACGGAGACAAUGCCCGCUUCAUCGGGCGACCGUUCCAUCUCAAGGACGCACACGAACACCUCCAGCGUAUCAAGUCGUGGGGCUUCAACACCAUCAGAUAUAUCUACACUUGGGAGGCUAUCGAACACGAGGGCCCGGGCAAGUACGACGAGGACUUCGUCGACUUCACCAUCGAGGUCUUGCGUCUAUGUGACUCAUACGGCUUCUACGUCAUUAUGGACCCUCACCAAGAUGUGUGGUCAAGACACACCGGAGGUAGUGGUGCCCCCAUGUGGACGCUGUAUGCCGCUGGUCUUAAUCCCCGUACAAUGAGCAAGACUUGGGCCGCUUUGGUCCACAACACAUGGGAGCCAAAACCCUCAGAGUUCCCGAAAAUGAUCUGGGCCACAAACUAUACCCGACUGGCAUGUUUUGUCAUGUUUACACUCUUCUACGGCGGUCGGGACUACGCCCCAAAGUGCAUCAUCAAUGGCAUCAACAUUCAGGACUUCCUGACCAACCACUUCAUCAAUGCCAUGGUUUUCUUCUACAAACGUGUCAAGGCACGUGCCCCCGAGCUGUGGAACACUUGCAUUAUUGGUCUGGAGUCUCUGAACGAGCCGUCUGUCGGUUUGAUUGGCCAUCCUAACCUGGCUAUUCUGCCUGACGAGCAGCCUCUGAAGCUGGGUCCUCAUCCUACACCUUUCCAGAGUUUCCAACUCGGAAUGGGCAUGCAAGUUGAGGUGGACGAGUUUGAGUUCUCCAACUUUGGUCCCAAAAAGAAGGGAACUCGAGUUCUGGACCCCGAAGGAGUUCGAGCAUGGAUCGACCCCAAGCUCGACGACUACGACGACACCCGGUACGGCUGGAAGCGAGAUCCCGGGUGGGUGCUUGGAGAGUGUGUUUGGGCACAGCAUGGAGUCUGGGACCCGGCAGAGAAGAAACUGCUGCGGCCAGACUACUUUACCGUCAACACACAUGGAGACGUAGUUAACGUCAAGGGCACAAAGAACGACGGAGAAGAUGGAUUCGUCAAUCUGUACUUCAAGGACCACUGGGCUCUAUACUUUCAGACGAUGCGAAGAGAGGUGUGUGAUAAGGUGUUUUUGCUGUGUCAGCCCCCCGUCAUGCGAAUUCCUCCUCUCAUCAAGGAUGAUAAGACCUGCAUGGAUCGACGGGUCCUUUACGCGCCUCAUUUCUACGACGGUCUCACUCUGAUGUUGAAGCGAUGGUGUACGUGGAAUGUCGACGUUUUGGGUAUUCUGCGAGGACGAUAUUCGCACCCUGCAUUUGCUCUCAAGAUUGGACCUUCUGCUGUGCGCAAGUGUCUCGCUCAACAGCUCCAGGAGAUGAAGAAGGAGGGUCUGGACAAUAUGGGUCCCAUUCCCAUGGUAAUGACCGAGACUGGUAUGCCCUUCGACAUGGAUGACAAGUCCGCAUACUCCAAUGGCGACUACUCGUCCCAGCUCAAGGCACUAGACGCCAACAUGAAUGCCGUUGACCAGGCCGACAUCAACGUGACCAUGUGGUGUUACACAGUGCAUAACAACCACAAAUGGGGCGAUGAGUGGAACGGAGAGGACUUCGCUUUCUGGAGUAGGAGUCCUCUGAGCGACGACAACCCCAACAAGGACCGAUUGUCGAUUCUGCAGCAACCCCAGCAUGACCACCAGGACUGCACUCCAUUUGUGUCCCCUGCUCCUAGUCUGUGUGAUUUCGUCGGCGACAAGUCGGAAACCGAUUCUUCUCCUUCUCAACAAACUCCCACGCCCAAACCAGAUGAAGCGGAGGGCACGGACACGACUGCCCAUGCCAAUGUGGAUGGCCACAACCGUCUUCAUCUGCCCCAUCCUCAUAACCCUCUUCACUUCUUCAAUCGAGGAAAGGACCCUCACGAGGAGGAUGAGCUGCCCCCUGUAAGCCAGAAGGGAGUCCGUGCGGUCGAGGCCUUUGCCCGUCCGUAUCCGAUUGCUAUUGGCGGUACUCUCGCAGCUACGAGCUAUGAGCUCAUCAAAAGACACUACAUUUUGGAGAUUGAGGCUGCUGGUUCUAACCAGGAGACCAUCAUUGCCAUUCCUCAGUUUGUCUUCCCCACCAACUUUUUGUCGGUGACAGUUUCAACUGGAUCGUGGAAGACUGCACGAAACCAGCUGUUUUGGAGCCACAACCAAGCAGGCCGUCAGAAGAUUGAAAUCACUGUACUAGACCACCAGCCCGAGUUUGGAGGAUUUCUUGAUACUUUCUAUUCCAAUCUGGCUGAGCCUUGUUGUGUGGUUAUGUAA